GGCUUGGUCACGUACCCUAGGACAGAGCUGCUGGAAAUGAUACCUGAAGUCCAGUCUGCUCUCGAUUGGGCUAACGCUGUGCAGGGGGGCGAGGUAGCUUGGAGAAGUUGGCACAGUCCUCGUGAUGAUCAUGUCGUUUGUGUUCGUUCGUUCAUCAACGCCCUGAAGACUAACAACUCGGAAAAGCAGCAGGAGGUGGUGGGUAACAUAAUGGCGAG
Molecule: messenger RNA, 218 nt
Organism: Amoebophrya sp. A25
Lineage: Eukaryota; Dinophyceae; Syndiniales; Amoebophryaceae
Source: the annotation of a GenBank genome assembly